Syngnathoides biaculeatus (alligator pipefish) is the source of this 2973-nucleotide messenger RNA. It is a transcript of the gene ptpn2a, whose product is annotated as protein tyrosine phosphatase non-receptor type 2a. Bases 221 to 1456 code for a protein of 411 amino acids. Lineage: Eukaryota; Metazoa; Chordata; Actinopteri; Syngnathiformes; Syngnathidae. Gene Ontology annotation, biological process: protein dephosphorylation. The record is from RefSeq and is a predicted model, not a curated record. The transcript is spliced from 9 exons. Gene Ontology annotation, molecular function: protein tyrosine phosphatase activity.
GCGAAGCUGUCAAGGAAACAUUAUCAGCGUAAAGCUCAGUGGAGUGGAUGUGAAAAAGUAGCAGACUGACAGACAGACAGACAGGCAGCCUCCCCCUGGGAUCCCCACGGUCAAAUAGAUAGACGGCUGUGUAGAUGGCUGCUAGAGAGGACUAACUUGGGGAACGGAGCUGAAAACAUUACUUUGUCACACAUAGGGUCCCGGCAGCUCUUAUAUUACAAUGGAACAACAAUUUGAAGACAUUGAUUAUUCUGGGGGAUGGCAAAACAUUUACAACGAAAUCCGUAACCAAGCCAAUGAAUAUCCCUUCACUGUGGCAAAGCUUCCUGUGAAUCGGAAUUUGAACCGCUACAGAGAUGUUAGUCCAUAUGAUCACAGCCGAGUAAAACUUGAAAACUCUGAAAAUGACUACAUCAAUGCAAGUUUAGUAGCGGUGGAAGAAGCCCAUCGAGCUUACAUUCUUUCUCAGGGGCCUUUAAGGAACACUUGUGGUCACUUCUGGCUGAUGAUUUGGGAGCAGUGUUCCAAAGCUGUUAUAAUGCUGAACAGAAUAAUUGAAAAGGAAUCUGAAAAGUGUGCGCAGUACUGGCCCACUACGGAGGAGCUACAAAUGUCCUUCACUGACACUGGUUUUGUUGUCCGGCUACUUUCAGAGGAGGACCAUUCCUAUUUCACAAUCAGAUUACUAAGAUUACAAAACACAAAGACAGGGGAGUGGAGAUCAAUUUAUCACUUUCACUACACUGCAUGGCCGGAUUUUGGUGUUCCAGAAUCUCCCGCCUCCUUCCUCAACUUCCUUUUCAAGGUUCGAGAGUCUGGUUCACUGGACACGAAGCAUGGGUCCUCAGUUGUGCAUUGCAGUGCUGGGAUUGGGCGUUCUGGGACCUUUGCCUUAGUGGACACCUGCCUGGUUUUGAUGGACCGGAGGAAUAAUCCAUCCUCAGUGGACAUACAGAAGGUUCUUCUGGACAUGAGGGAUUACCGCAUGGGCCUGAUCCAGACUCCUGACCAACUGCGCUUCUCAUACAUGGCUGUCAUUGAGGGAGCCAAACAUCUGGGGACCAACAAUUCAUCACAGCAGGUCAAGAUGGGCGUGAGGACCAGAAAUUAUUUGGAGCCAGAUCUGCCUCCACCUCCACCCAGACCGCACUUAAACAACAGCAGACCGAGCCAGGAGUCCCAGCCCACCUUAAAAGACCACAUGCCUUUACUGAUAGAGAAGUCUCACAACCAAGACCACAGUGAGGCAGAGAGCACUGGACAUGUGAAGAAGCGACACCGCGAAGAAAGGAUUGCCAGCACCUCGCAGAAGGUCCAGCUGAUGAAACAGAGACUGACUGACUCAGAGAGAAAGAAAGAGAACUGGCUGUACUGGAGACCCAUUCUACUUAAUGUCGGUGCUGGUGCCGCAAUGGCUCUUGGUCUGCUGGUGUGCUGGAUGUAUUCCUCCCAAUGAGUCUCUCUCAGUCACUUCGAACUGACUAUUAUUUUGCACCAGUACCUGAGAUUUGGUACUUCUCAAAAUAGAUUUAGAGGGUAUUUAUUUCUUAAGGUCACAAUCCGGGAGCGCUAGAUCAAAUGACUCUGUAUAUUUUUAAUAGAUUGAAACAAAUAUAGUAACAUCUCAGGAUAUUGGUGCCAACAUGAGGAUUUCCUUUAAUUGUCUAUGAAUGUACUGCAUCAUUUCAUAGAAAAUAGAUAUGAAAUGUCCAGUACAAAUGACCUUUUUAACUCUUUUCAUUCUUUAUUUACAAUGGUCAGAUGUUUGUAACCCAACCUUAGUCGCAUCUUUGCAUUUAUAAAUUCAAAACUGCUUUCUGGGAAUUUGAUACUUGAGUGUGGGAAUUUCUUUAGAAUCCCUCAUCGCCUGUUAAAUUUCAUUAAUUGCCUAUUUGUGAAACGCAGCACUUGUUCUUCCAUUCACAUUGGGCAGGCCAUCCCAAAAUAGAAUCUAUAUUUAGAAUCUAAAAUCUAUCUUUUUAGAUGACUGGACACUUGGAGAGCUGCCUUGCUUUUGUUUUCACUUGAGGGGGGAAAAAAACAUUUUUUACAAUUAUAUGAGUGAAUGUUUAGCUUUUAUGUCCUUUAUUCGGGUCCGACAUAUGAUCAGGUCCUUCAUCUCACAGUGUACGUACUGACCCACUGGAUGGGCUCAUUUUUUUUGUCAUUACAGGUAAUCCCACUUAAUGCUCUUUAAGGAAACCUGUUUUUUUUUUUUUUUUUAAUUCUUGGACUUUUUUUUUUUUUUUUUUAAGUUUACUCACUCCUAUUAGGUGGAAUGUAUAUAUGUUGGAGCUCUGACACAACUGACCCCCAGGACUAGUUGCACCUUGGUGUUGAAUGUCACUGCAUUGGUUUGCAAUUGAUUGGGACCAAGCUGUAUUUGUUUGAAGUGCAUGGCGGAUUAUUAUUCAUCUGUGAGCAAACACGUUUGAGGAUGUGCCUUCAUUUAAUUUUGAAUGGAACAAAUGUGUGCAACGGGUUUCCUGCAAGCUCAAUAUCGUUAAUGUGAGAUUUUAUUCCCCCUUAAAAAAAUAGUGUGCUAACUACCCAGGGGUUUUGUCAAUUCUGUCAUAAGUGUGGUGUGAUUUGACUUGAAUGUCUUGUUGACUGACUGCAUGGCAGAUUAUUUUUCUUCUGUGAGAGAAUGGAAGAGUCUUUUUGCUCUUUCAGGAUGUGCCUUCAUGUGAUUUUAAAAUGGAACAAAUGUGUGCUCCCAGGUUUCCAGCGAGCUCAAUAUCAAAGUUUGAGAUUUUAUGCUAACUGCCAAAGGGUUGGCAAUCGUGUAUUAAGUAUGGUGUGAUUUGAGUUGGAUGUGUGUUGACCGACGAGUUCACUGUCUGGCUUUUAUUCAUUUUUCAUUGAACCCAUAACCAUUUUUACAUUCCAUUCAUUGUUAUACGUUUUGCACCGUCAAGAGUGACAGAACGUUUGAACAACAAAAACAAACAAUUAAAACAUUCUUUUUUUUCC